Molecule: messenger RNA, 642 nt
Organism: Diversispora eburnea
Lineage: Eukaryota; Fungi; Glomeromycota; Glomeromycetes; Diversisporales; Diversisporaceae
Source: the annotation of a GenBank genome assembly
AUGUCAAAUAAGCUUUGUGCUGUUUGUUGGCAAAUUUCUUAUGAAGAUUAUAAGAAUAAAUGUAAAAAUUGUAAUAGUUCCAAUUAUGGUAGAUGUCGCCAAUGUGGAGAACUUAACGUAAAAUACAAUUGGUUAGCAUUAAAGAAAUUAAAUGAUGCUCAAACUAUUAGUAAAGAUUUUAUUGAUGAGCUUAAAGCACAUACUGGAAAUUAUUCUCAUUCUAUUGCACAUAUAUAUGGUUUGACUCGAGACUCUAAUACAAAAGAAUAUGCUCUAGUUAUGAGUUAUUAUCCCGGAGGUGAUUGGAGAAAGGUAAUUAGAGAUAAAGGUAGUCCAUUACUUUGGGAGGAUAAAUUAGUUGAAGAAUUAAUAAAAUCUUGUUGUCAUAAAGAUCCUUCGAAAAGACCAAGUUGUAGGGAAAUUGUCAAAACUACUUAUAUAUUACAUAGUACACUUAAAUAUGAAUAUGAAAACAUUGAAUAUUAUGAAUCAUUUAAAAAAGCUGAUGAAGAAAUUGAGAAGACCCAAGAAAUGAAAACGGCAAAAAUAAUGAUUAAUCGACGACGACAACAAGAUAAUAGAGACGAAGAAGAAAUGCUUGAAUGGUCAGAUUCAGAUUUGGUAACAGAUGACUACAAUUAA